AUGUACUAUUUGCGAGGAGACAUGGAUGUGGGAGAUUCCAUCGAAGAUGAGUGGGUGAUCGCGUACAUUGCAUACGAUCUCUCUAAAAAGCACUCGAAUUUGAUUAUUCAGCUCUUCGAUGACGAUGGUGAUUAUCUUUUGAUCGAGGGAGCGCAGACGCUUCCCGAUUGGGUCGAUCCGACAACCAUGGACAAUCGCUUUUUCCUUCACGACGGCGAGUUUAAAAUUCUUCCCCACCCCCACUAUUCUUCCUAUUCCUCCUUUCCUCUCCACCCCACAAUCGAACAAAGUCUCUCCGCUCUCUUUUCUCUCCCUUCCCAAUCCACUCCUUCCCUCCAGCUCCUUCUCCGCCACCGCUUCGACCGCGUCCUCUCCUCUCUUCGCUCCCACACCCACACCCACACCACCUUCGCUCUUCUCCCCACUUCCUGGGCCGCUCUUCUCUCCAAGCCUUCCAUUCUCUCUCUCUUCGCUCGCAUCUUCCUCGACUCCACGCCGCUCGAGCGCCAGCAAGCCUCUCUAGCGCUGGACCGCGUCGCGCCCACCACGCCGGUCGCCGUCGCGCCCAUCCAGCUGCCUCAACUCCUCUUUUUGGAACUCAUCGCGGCGGACGAGGCGGAGGAAUCGCGGAAAACGAGCGCGGUAGCGCGGUAUCUGAAGGAUUCGACGGAGGUUCGGUAG
This is a messenger RNA of Blastocystis hominis, 681 nucleotides long. RefSeq lists its product as hypothetical. The record is from RefSeq and is a predicted model, not a curated record. Gene Ontology annotation, cellular component: nucleus. The transcript has 3 exons. Bases 1 to 681 code for a protein of 226 amino acids. NCBI's taxonomy places the organism in Eukaryota, Bigyra, Opalinata, Blastocystidae.